Molecule: messenger RNA, 1125 nt
Organism: Neomonachus schauinslandi (Hawaiian monk seal)
Lineage: Eukaryota; Metazoa; Chordata; Mammalia; Carnivora; Phocidae
Gene: FAM217B
Product: family with sequence similarity 217 member B
Exons: 1
Coding region: 1-1125 (374 amino acids)
Source: RefSeq, a predicted model, not a curated record
AUGAAUGCUGGCCCAUCUUGGAAUAAAGUACAACGUCCAAAAAACCCUUCAGGAAAAAGGCAGAGUCAGUUCCAAGUGCCCCACGUGCCCUCCCAGCCUCCUGCGGAUGGACUCCAGGAAAGCGGUUCCCCAGAAGGAAAACCCGAAAGGAGCCCACUGGGCCCCCGGCGGCGGGGCGCCUCGGGGAAUGAGCUCUUUCUGGACCUGCCCUGCAUGAAAAUCCUGAAGGAGGGUGCGGGCGAGGACGAGGACAGCGCCAGCGACCUGUCGGACUCGGAGCGAGUGCCCGGGCCGCCGUCCUCGCGCGCGCCCCCGGAGCUGCACCUGCGCGCGGAGGAGAUCGACGCCGCGGACCCCGGUCCGGACCCCGACGCGGAGCCGCAGGGCAGCGCGCAGCCCGCCUACCAAUAUGCGGACUUCCUGCCCGCCCCGUUCAGCUCCUGGGACCUCCGUGACCUGGCUAUGCCGCCCGGCGCUGAGCCCAGGCCCGCAGCUCGGAGCGGCGCCGCAGGGCUGCUGGCCAGGUACAUCGACAGGCUGGUCCAGCUCGAGUGGCUGCAGAUACAGACCGUCCAGGGCGAGAAGGGGAAGGGCGCCAAAGCCAGGCCUCCCACCGCCCCCGGCUUGUCCACGUCUGGGACUCUGAAAAGCCCCGGCAGAAGCAAGCUAGGGGCCAGUGCCUCCGCCAGGCCUCCCCAGGAGGGGGCUUGCAAAUUGGGCGCUUCCGGCGCUUCCCGGAGGAAGGAGGUGCCCCGCGAGGAAGCCAGGCCCUCCUAUUACGCGUUUGACACGGCCCCCAAAACCCUCCACGUGCGACGGGGCAGCAGGCCGAGUUCUCGGAAGCCAGCCCUCGACGUGACGGCUGAGGAGCAGAGAAAGAAAGCGGGUAAGAGCCCCAGACUCCAGCGCUGGGACCUGCCCUGCCGUGAUGGCGGUGGCCCUGGAGCUCCCACGCAGGGGGUGACCGCUCGGGACUCCGCCGACCCCGGUGGGCCCCCCAGGCCGCAGGCACACGCGGGCCUGCAGAAGAAGGGCGGUGCGAGCAGGUGCGCCCACGCCACCAUAUCCAGCGAGAAGAAACCCAAAGCCAAUGGAGUAAAGCAAAGCACAUGCAAAUUCAAGUAA